CGAGAUCUUGACCAGAAUGCAGUUGCUGUGCUACUUCGUCAUACUUUUCGUUGGAAUCGCACCGUGGUCAUCAUUGGCCAACGACGAUGGAUGCAACGAGGUGGUCUGCGGAUCGGUGGUGUCCAAGUGCCUCAUCACCCAGAGCUGCCAGUGCAAGUUGAAUGACUGCCACUGCUGCAAGGACUGUCUGAAUUGCCUUGGCGAACUGUACAUCGAGUGCUGUGGCUGCCUCGACAUGUGUCCCAAGCACAAGGAUGUCCUGCCCUCGCUGACGCCGCGCUCGGAGAUUGGCGACAUUGAGGGAGUGCCCGAGCUGUUCGACACUCUAACCGCCGAGGAUGACGAGGAAUGGUCCACCAUACGGUUCUCCAUGCGAGCCGGCUUCAAGCAGCGCGUCCAGGGCGGCGCAGGCGGUGAUGCCGGAAACGGAAAUGGAAAUGCCGGGGCUGCAGGUGUCACCCUAUGCACCGUGAUCUAUGUGAACUCGUGCAUCCGGGCGAACAAGUGCCGGCAGCAAUGCGAGAGCAUGGGAGCCAGUAGCUAUCGAUGGUUCCACGACGGAUGCUGCGAGUGCGUCGGCGAGAAUUGCCUCAAUUACGGAAUCAACGAGAGUCGCUGCCGCGGCUGUCCGGAGGAUCAGGAUCAGCUGCUCACCGCCGAUACCGUUCCGGCGGAGGCUGAACAGGAUCUGGAGCGAUUCUUUGGCAACGAGGAGAUCGAGGACGAGUGGGGCUAUGGCGAGGAGGAUGAAUUUUCCUAAUAGCACAGACAAUUUCAAAUAAAUGUGGCUCUCCAAUUUGGAGCUUGGAGCUCAUCAUGCCAAAAGAUCUCUUUGUAAAUAUCCAUGUAAAAAUACCAAAUGCCUUGCUAAUUUAAGUUCAUAUUAAAAAAGACAGCAAUAAACUUGGAAAUUAUAAAAAUA
Drosophila sechellia is the source of this 922-nucleotide messenger RNA. It is a transcript of the gene tsg, whose product is annotated as twisted gastrulation. The coding region runs from base 17 to 760 and encodes 247 amino acids. The record is from RefSeq and is a predicted model, not a curated record. Gene Ontology annotation, biological process: regulation of BMP signaling pathway. Lineage: Eukaryota; Metazoa; Arthropoda; Insecta; Diptera; Drosophilidae. The transcript has a single exon.